AUGGCUGCGAUGAACCUUAUAUCCGAUUUGAAACCAUUCAAGUCUAUGUGGAAAGUUAAGGUGAAGAUCAUCCGUUUAUGGAACCAGUAUUCUGCCGCUGGUGGUGAAACCAUUGAGAUAGUCUUCGUGGAUGCCAGAGGAGACAAGAUACAUGGAACUGUAAAGAAAGAAGAAGUUGGUCAAUUCAGAGAUUUGCUGAAGCAGGGUCAAACCAAAGUUCUCAUCAAUUUCACGGUGACUAAUACCGGCGGUUCUUAUCGCUCAACGAAGCAUCUAUACAAGGUUGUUUUCCUACCGACGACCCGUGUCCGUAUAUGUGAGGUGUUGCCCAAUAAUCUGACUGGAAUGGAUCCGGUCAACUAUCGUGAUGUGCUGGAUGGAACUCUUAAUGAUGAUUUCUUGGUUGAUGUGAUCGGGCAAAUUGUGGAGGUGUCUCAUAUGGAGGCCGUAUCAGUGAACGGCAAGGACACUCAUAAGAUUACCUUGGAACUACGCAAUCACAAGGAUGAACGUCUACCUUUGGUUUUAUGGGGCAAGUUUGCGGAGGAGAUAAGUAAUGCUGUCCAGAUGGAAGAAGAGCGUAGCAUCUCCAAUGCAUACAAUGUUUCUGACGUCGCGCUAAAUCCUCAUAUGGAUGAGGUCGAAGCCUUUAUGCGUCUGUUGCCAAAAGAUGAUUUGUCACUUACUAUUGUUGAGCCUAAACCUCUCGCUUUGGUUUCCGGUGUGUCUGAAAGGGAUGACUUCUUUGUUCGUACCCCUCGGAAAACUAUUGCUGAGGUGUUGGAGUCCAAACAUGUUGGGAACUGUAUUGUGAUGGCUUCCAUUGCUGCCAUUGAUUCCGACAUGGGGUGGUAUUACCUUAGUUGCAAGGUAUGUGCCAAAAAGGUCUGGACAGUGCCUAAUGAUACUAUCGAUGAUGAAGAUAAGGACUAUAUUGAGACAGUCAAGUAUUACUGCCCCAAAUACAAAACUUACAGUCCCAAACUCUUACCAAGAUACAAUUUGCAUGUUGUUGUCCUUGACAAUACUGCUAAUUGCAAGUUGCUCAUGUUUGAUAAUCUUGCACAACAACUUUUGCACCGGCCAUGCAUUGAACUCACUGGUCCGAUAAACAAUGAGGAUCCUGACGAGGUGCCUCCCAGUCUUACUGAUCUGGUGGGAAAAACUUUUCUAUUCAAGAUUGGUAUCGAGAAAGAGAAUUUUACUUACAAACAAGACACCUUCAAGGUCCUCAAGAUUGUUACCAACCUUGUAAUGAUUAAUGAAUUUGAUUCCACCGACUCGGCUAUGGGAAGUGAGAACACAUUUGGUGGGUCGUUUUCUGCUCUUUCCGAUGCACCUGAGGGGUCUCUGAUGUGUAAUGGUGGUUCGUCUUGCAAAUCCGAGUCUUCCGAUUUUACUCCCGCCAAGCGCAUUGGAACACCCAUCAUUACUUUGGACGACACAGUUGAUCAGAACUCUGUUACAAGAGUAGCGUGCAGUAAAAAGGUGAAGAAGGAGAAGAACGAAUUCAGUGGCUAG
Messenger RNA from Raphanus sativus (radish), 1521 nucleotides. RefSeq lists its product as uncharacterized. Gene Ontology annotation, biological process: DNA replication; DNA repair; DNA recombination. Gene Ontology annotation, cellular component: nucleus. The record is from RefSeq and is a predicted model, not a curated record. The coding region runs from base 1 to 1521 and encodes 506 amino acids. Gene Ontology annotation, molecular function: DNA binding. NCBI's taxonomy places the organism in Eukaryota, Viridiplantae, Streptophyta, Magnoliopsida, Brassicales, Brassicaceae. The transcript is spliced from 11 exons.